Messenger RNA from Lichtheimia ornata, 1044 nucleotides. RefSeq lists its product as uncharacterized. The coding region runs from base 1 to 1044 and encodes 347 amino acids. The transcript is spliced from 6 exons. The record is from RefSeq and is a predicted model, not a curated record. NCBI's taxonomy places the organism in Eukaryota, Fungi, Mucoromycota, Mucoromycetes, Mucorales, Lichtheimiaceae.
AUGAAUACCUCGUCGUCACCACCACCUCCUUCGAAUGAAGACCAUGAAUCACUCUUGCUGGAAUCACCAUCACCACCACCUGCAGCUACUACUGCUACCGACCUUGAAGAACCAUGCGAGAUUCAAACCCAUAUGCGGUCAUUUCUAAAACAACAUACAGCGUACGAUGUCUUGCCUGUGAGUUACAGACUCAUUGUUUUUGAUACCCGUCUUUUGGUGAAGAAAGCACUAGGAGCACUUGUACAAAAUGGGAUCGUCUCGGCACCUUUAUGGUCAAGCGAUACACACCAAUUCGCCGGCAUGUUAACGGUCUCCGAUUUCGUACACCUUAUUCAAUACUAUUAUCAUCACAUGUCAGUCGAGGAUGCUCUACAAGAUAUUGAAAAGUUCGAGAUUGGCCAUUUACGCGACCUUGAGAAGAAAUUGGAUAUGCCAGCACCGCAAUUGGUAUCCAUGCAUCCCAUGGCGACCUUGUAUGAUGCCUGUCAGCUCUUGGCAACGAGUCGUGCUCAUCGCGUACCCUUGUUGGAUCAUGAUCAUCUCGGCACAGAAACCAUCAUCAGUGUUGUCACCCAAUACCGUAUCCUCAAGUUCAUUGCCGUCAAUUUCAAGCAUACACAAUCAUUACGACGCACAUUGGCCGAUUUGAAAAUUGGGACCUACAAGAACAUCGCAACUGCUACCAUGACUACGCCUGUGGUUGAUCUUAUCAAUACCUUUGUCGACAAGAAAAUAAGUGCUGUGCCGAUCGUAGAUGACCAAAAUGUUGUAUUGAAUGUAUACGAAACGGUGGAUGUCAUGAGUAUAGCCAGGGCAGGCCGAUUUAAUGAUCUUGACAUGCCGGUGGAAGAAGCAUUGGAAGCACGUCCCAAGAACUAUCCUGGUGUGCACACAUGCACUUUGAAUGACACCUUGUACUCAGUAUUUCGGACGAUAAGGAAACAGCGAGUCUAUCGGUUGAUUGUGAUAGAUCAAGAUCAAAAACUCGUGGGCAUUGUGAGUCUUUCAGAUAUCCUUGGUUACCUUGUAGGUUAUGAACAUUAA